This is a messenger RNA of Capsella rubella, 1727 nucleotides long. Its product is annotated as protein WHAT'S THIS FACTOR 1 homolog. Lineage: Eukaryota; Viridiplantae; Streptophyta; Magnoliopsida; Brassicales; Brassicaceae. Gene Ontology annotation, molecular function: RNA binding. Bases 233 to 1576 code for a protein of 447 amino acids. The transcript has 2 exons. The record is from RefSeq and is a predicted model, not a curated record.
CAUUGGGCUUUUAAGACUCAAAUGGAUAAAAGCCCAUAUAAUAAAUUAGUGGGCUUUUUUGGGCUCGGUUACAAGAAGAAGGAGACACAUACACUGAGCAUCUUUUGUUCUCGUCGCCGGCGGACCUCCGUCGCAUGGCUUUUUUCCCACCAUUUUUCACCUCGCCGCCUUACCUUCAAACUCUAUUAUCUUCUCCGCCAUAUAGUUUAAGGUGCUUAAAGGUGAGGUUUUGAUGGAAGCUUUACGAUGUAAGCUACGAUUCUACGGGAAUGUCCGUAACAUGUUUGCGAUAAUGCCUGAAAGAAACGUUUUAUCCGGAGAGUCCUCUUUCGGACGGGUAUGGGUCAGGUUCAUGACCAGCAGCAAGCGUGUUCAAGAUAGAAGCAGGGAAAAGAGAGUCCAAGAGCUCGAGAUAGCGACAGAGAAAUGGAAAAUUGCUUCCAAAGUGAUUUUCUUGAUGGAGGUGUUGAAGGCUGAACGAGAUAUGAUAAUCACCGUCAGGUCGUUGGAGCAGUACAGGAGGCAGAUUAAUUUGCCGAAACCGCAUAAGAUCAGCGAUUUCAUCAGAAAGUCUCCUAAGUUGUUUGAAUUGUACAAAGAUCAGAGGGGAGUCUUGUGGUGCGGAUUGACAGACGAAGGGGAAGACUUGUUGGACGAGCAUGACAGGUUACUUGAGGAGAAUGGUGACAAGGCUGCAGAACAUGUGACCAGGUGUUUGAUGAUGUCUGUUGAUAAGAAGCUUCCAUUGGAUAAGAUUGUUCAUUUCCGGAGGGAUUUUGGGUUGCCUCUUGAUUUUAGGAUAAACUGGGUCAACAAGUUUCCUCAGCAUUUUAAAGUUGUGAAGCUUGGAGAUGAGGAGUAUCUUGAGCUUGUUUCAUGGAACCCAGCUUGGGCUAUCACAGAGUUGGAGAAAAAGACUCUAGGUUUAACAGAGGAAAACGAUCAUAAGCCAGGCAUGCUUUCACUGGCUUUCCCCAUGAAAUUUCCUCCGUCGUACAAGAAAAUGUAUAGGUACAGAGGGAAGAUCGAACAUUUUCAGAAACGAUCUUACCUGUCUCCUUAUGCCGAUGCACGUGGACUCGAAGCUGGUUCGAAGGAAUUCGACAAACGGGCAAUCGCGGUUAUGCACGAACUGCUUAGCUUUACACUUGAGAAGAGACUGGUGACGGAUCAUCUGACCCAUUUCAGGAGAGAGUUUGUGAUGCCACAGAAGCUGAUGAGGAUUUUUUUGAAGCAUUGUGGUAUCUUCUAUGUCUCCGAGAGAGGGAAGAGAUUCAGUGUGUUCUUGACAGAAGGUUACGAAGGACCAGAGCUGAUUGACAAGUGUCCUUUGAUACUUUGGAAAGAGAAGUUGCUAAAGUUUACAGGUUACAGAGGAAGGAAGAGAGAUAUUCCAACUUAUAGUGAUACUUUCGACAUGCAAGAAAGAGAUUUGAUGGAGAUUGGUUCAGGAGAUGAAAAUUUGAGUGUCGAAUUUGAGAAAGCUGAUGAUGAUGAUGAUGAUAUGGGAACAGAUGAUGAUGAAAUGGACAUUGAUGAAGUGAAUGAUGCAUAUGAAGAGAAUAGCAAAGUUUAGGGAAAUGUCUUUACAUCAUUCGUUGGCCAAGAAUCUGAUGGAAACAUUCCUCUGCUCUUAUAUAUGUAAACCCUUGACAUUACUUUGUGGAGUGAAACUGGUCUAUUCACAUUUGUAUCAUCAAUUUUACAAUAAUAUUGAUAUAGAUAGA